Molecule: messenger RNA, 1279 nt
Organism: Tribolium castaneum (red flour beetle)
Lineage: Eukaryota; Metazoa; Arthropoda; Insecta; Coleoptera; Tenebrionidae
Exons: 4
Coding region: 120-1262 (380 amino acids)
Source: RefSeq, a predicted model, not a curated record
CUUACCUUCCCUAUUCUCUGGCUGUCACUGUCAUUGUCACCUUUGACAGUCUUUUUUUCUCUAUUAGAAAGUUUCAAAAUUUUGGCUGUUUUUGGCACUAGAUUGGGCCCUUUUUGCCAAUGGCAACCAACGACGAGACAGAAAAUGACAAUAAAAUGUUUGGCCCCCUUGUGUUCAAGCCGUCGGGCCCCCCGGAGACCGAAACCGAAGCAACUUGUCUCCUGUGCGAUAACACGUUUAACAUAACUUUACGUUUCGAUAUUUUCGUACGCCAUUUAUUCGAAGUGCACUAUUUGGUGAUUGAAGAAGUGCAAAAUAUUGCAAAUUUGCCACAAUAUUGUCAGUACUGGCGGGACAAAUUCAAGGAAACCCCAAUCGAGGAAAUAAUACCAUCUAUAAAAAUCGAUUCCUCCAAUCAAACCUACUUCCUGUUAUCAACCCUACUGAAAGAAGACAAACUUUUGCGCCACAAACUCCACCUCGAGCACGUUUUGCGCGUGCAAGAGUUCGAGCGCGUGGAUGGGGGCUAUCAAAGACCUUGUCUUUUCUGUAAAUUGCACUUCGAAGGCACACGAACCGAUUUCAUCCGCCACUUAGAAUCGCAACACAAUCUCCAACUGGGGAAUCCCCAAAACUUGGUUUUCGUCGAAGAACUGUUGGAAAAAAUCGACGAGCAUUUGGCGAAACUGACUUGCAUUUUCUGCCAGCGGGUUUUCCCCGAACGUAGCGUCCUGAAGGAGCACAUGCGCAAAAAACUCCACAAACGGAUUAACCCGCGCAACGCCGACUAUGAUAAAUACUUCAUCGCGAAUUAUCUGGAGCCUGACAAGUUGGGGAAAAAGGCGCAAGAACGUGACGUCAUGUUGCAGCAAGAUGAUUCGAACAAUGAUGAGGAGUAUGACGAUUGGUACGAAAAGGACGAUUUUAUUACGUGUCUCUUCUGCGAGAAACGGGACACGAAUAUCAACACUUUGUGCCUCCAUAUGGAGGCAGAUCACGAUUUUGAUUUUGCGGAAUUGACGCAAAAUUUCGAUUUCUACCAAAAGGUUAAGUUAGUGAACUAUGUGAGGCGGCAAGUGCACAACCACAAGUGUUUUUAUUGCGAUUUGAGCUGCAAAAGUGCGAAAAAUUUGCAAGAGCAUUUAUUUGAAGCCCAACAUUGCAAAAUCCCCGAUUUGAAAAUUUUCGAUCAACCUGAAUUUUACUUCCCCACGUACGAGAAUGACGCCCUUCUCUAUUUAAUUGAUGAUGUUGAAGAUUAAAUAAAUUGAAAUUCGAA